UUAAUGUAAUAACUGUAUGUUUUACGUCAGACGUGAGCACAGCGCAACGGGUGCCCUUAACAAAAAUGGAGCCUAGUGAGGGGUCGCGCUAUUACUACGUCAUUCAUAGCUGGUGCUGAUUUUCCUUACUGAACCAGCCCGACUCGGGGCUGAAGAUGGCGAGUUCUGGGGGUGCAGCGGGUUCUACUGCCUUGGCCUCUUUAUGGAGCGAUGUAAACAAGGCCGGACAGAACGGAGACUUCACCAGGGCUCUCAAGUCCGUGAACAAGAUAUUGCAGGUCGCAAAGGAUGACGUGAAAGCACUACAUUGUAAAGUGGUUUGUCUCAUUCAGAACGGAAGCUUUAAGGAAGCUCUGACUUUACUGAACAACAAUUCUAAAAUACUGACAAGUGAUGUCAUAGCGUUUGAAAAGGCAUACUGUGAAUACAGGCUAAAUAAAAUUGAAAAUGCUUUGAAAACAAUAGAAACUGCCCCUCAGAAAACAGAAAAACUAAGUGAACUUCAGGGACAAGUGCUUUAUAGGUUGGAACGAUAUGAAGAAUGCCUGUCUGUCUAUCGUGAUCUUAUUCGAAACUCACAAGAUGAUUAUGAUGAAGAAAGACAAACAAACCUGUCUGCAGUGGUGGCGGCUAUGAGUCUUUGGUCAAAGACACAGCCUGAAAAACUCGGUUUGCAGGAGACAACUUAUGAACUUUGCUACAAUGCUGCCUGUAGCUUGAUUGGACAGGGGCGGCUGAGUGAAGCAAUGAAAAAACUGCAGGAAGCUGAAAAUCUCUGCAGACAGUCCAUUUCAGAAGACACAGAUUUGACUGAAGAAGAUAUAGAUGCUGAAUUGGCAAUAAUUCAUGGUCAGAUGGCAUAUGUCAUGCAGCUCCAAGGCUCCAUAGAUGAUGCACUCCAGCUUUACAAUCAGAUCAUCAAACUAAAGCCCACUGAUGUUGGUCUCUUGGCUGUUGUGGCGAAUAAUACAAUAACGAUUAACAAGGAUCAAAAUGUGUUUGAUUCAAAGAAGAAAGUGAAGCUUGCCAAUGCUGAAGGAGUAGAACAUAAGCUGGCUAAGGGACAACUUCAGGCCAUAGAAUUUAACAAGGCUUUGCUCUCUAUGUAUACAAAUCAGGCAGAGCAGUGUCGGAAGCUGUCCAGCAGUUUACAGGCGCAGAAUCCUGAGAAUCUUCUUCCUGUUCUUAUUCAGGCUGCCCAACUAUGUCGUGAGAAACAGCAUGCAAAAGCUAUAGACCUGCUACAGGAGUUUGCUGAUCAGAAUCCAGACCAUGCAUCUCAGAUUAAACUAACCAUGGCACAGCUAAAACUCGCACAGGGUAAUGUAACCAAGGCCUGCAUGAUCAUGAAAACGAUUAAGGAACUGGAGCACAGACCUGGCAUGGUAUCGGCACUGGUGACUAUGCACAGCCAUGAUGAAGAUAUUGACAGUGCUAUAGAAGUGUUCAACCAGGCAAUCAGUUGGUACCAAGAAAAGCAACCAAAUUCUCCAGCACACUUAGCCCUAAUAAGAGAAGCUUCAAACUUCAAGUUAAAACAUGGCCGAAAGAAGGAAGCUAUCAAUGACCUUGAACAGCUCUGGAAGCAAAACCCUAAAGAUAUUCAUACGUUGGCGCAGCUAAUAUCAGCAUACUCCCUUGUGGAUGCUAACAAAGCAAAAGUUCUUAGCGAGCAUUUGCCAUCGUCUGACUCUAUGCACUUGAAAGUAGAUGUUGAAGCCUUAGAAAAUUCCACUGGAGCUACCUUUAUUCGGAAAAAGGCUGCUAAAGUAGCUGGAGAGCAGGCCAAAGAACCAGGGCAAGUGGAGAUAAAGAAAAAGAAGAAGAAAAAGAAAGGCAAAUUACCUAAGAAUUAUGACCCCAAGGUUACGCCAGAUCCAGAACGUUGGUUACCUAUGCGAGAGAGAUCAUAUUAUCGUGGUAAGAAGAAGGGGAAGAAGAAGGAACAGAUUGGAAAGGGAACUCAGGGAGCCACAGCUGCUGCUACUGCUGAAUUUGAUGCAAGCAAAACAGCCAGCAGUCCACCGACAUCUCCUAGGCCUGGAGUGGCAGCAACAAAUGCCCCCUCAUCAGCGAACAGCAAUGUUGUCCCACCAAGACAUCAAAAACCAGUGGGUGCUGCUGGAACAAAGAAAAAACAGCAACAAAAGAAAAAGAAAGGAGGAAGGAGCGGCUGGUGAUAACUUCUGGGAGAGCCGUGUCUACAAGUUUGAUCAACCAACUGUAGUCCAUGUCAUACCACGUGCUGUUUGAUGCACUCACGUUUUUUAGGAAAUCUAAAAAGGUUGAUUUUGGAAGCAUUUUUUUAAAUUUUAUUUAAGUUUACGGUUGUGAUAAACAAUUGGAAUUCCUGCUACCUUCUUAUUUUCCUAAAUACAAGCAACACUUUUUUGGUUUUACUUCUGCAUUAUUCCUCAAUCCAAGACAUGUUAGGACCACCUUCCAACUGGAAGUUUAUUAGUUGUAUAAAACUAUGGUCUUUAAUUUAAAUGUGCAUUAAACCAAUAUCAGUUA
This is a messenger RNA of Hyla sarda, 2514 nucleotides long. RefSeq names its product signal recognition particle 72 (gene SRP72). Gene Ontology annotation, molecular function: 7S RNA binding; ribosome binding; protein binding. The record is from RefSeq and is a predicted model, not a curated record. Gene Ontology annotation, biological process: SRP-dependent cotranslational protein targeting to membrane. The transcript is spliced from 19 exons. Lineage: Eukaryota; Metazoa; Chordata; Amphibia; Anura; Hylidae. Bases 156 to 2180 code for a protein of 674 amino acids. Gene Ontology annotation, cellular component: signal recognition particle, endoplasmic reticulum targeting.